Klebsormidium nitens is the source of this 1072-nucleotide messenger RNA. The record is from the annotation of a GenBank genome assembly. Lineage: Eukaryota; Viridiplantae; Streptophyta; Klebsormidiophyceae; Klebsormidiales; Klebsormidiaceae.
CAGAAAAUGGCCUUCUGUGCCGCUCGCACCUGUAACUGGCAGCUGCACCAAGCUGGUCAAGGCACGAGCUUCGUCCCGGGUGAUGAAGGCCAUAAUGCAGGCGGCUGGCCGCAUCCUGGUCGGCACCCAACCAUGCUCUGGCAUAAGGAUUCAUCGAGACGCCAAGCUGAAAUGACGAAGUCAAUGCUUACAGAUUGUGAAAUGCCAAUGUGGCCCUCACGGAGCUCACAUUGCUGGUCGGGCAACACGUCAAGGGGCACGCUUGGAUACAGCACAGAUUGUGGACGAUUAGGCUCCGGAGAGAAGACAGCAACAUUCAUGAGAAGAAAGAAGAGGCAGGUCAGCUUGCCACGUGCAACGCUGGGGCAAGCAGAACUCGCAGAGAUUGCCCGGAUCCCUGAGGUUGUGACCGCAUCCUGGGAGCUGCUCAGGGCGUUCGACAAAAACGAUGCUCGAGGGGAGUCGCAGCCAUCCCUGGCUACGGAAGAGAGCCGCGCUGCGCUCAGAGACGCAGUGCUUGUCGCCAGUCGUGCGGCAGAAAUCAACGAGCAGGCGUCUCCCUUACUGGGCAUCUGUGCGUCGAGUGUGGCUGACGGAGUGCGUGCUUUGCGGGAGUGGACGGCCGCCCUGAACACCACCAUGAGCAUGCCGGUCAGCAAGGAAGACGGUCAAGCAGACAUCACCAAAAUCGACACGCCGGUGUACAUAAAGUACAACGCACGGUCGCUGUUUUGCUACCUGACGCAGUACACCGGAAAAUACCGGGGCGUCAUUGUGCAGUUGGGACAACAACAAGUCGGCCACCUACCGCUUUCAUUGUUCCAAGACCAGUAGAAAGACAGGAUCGAACUUGACUAUUAAGUCCUUCUCCGAUGACUAUAACUGUCGCUCUCGCAGCCUGCAAAAGGUUGGUCAUGUGCAUUCAUGUAGUGACUUUUUCAACGCUUGCAGGGUAGCAUUACUCCUUGAUUGCCGAGGGGAUCGAAAGAAAUGAUUCACCGCUAAGUGCAUCUGUUCUGACAUCCAACAGACUGGACAGCUAGACGCGUCACCUGCGUCCAGCAAAUGCCAG